AUGGCGAUUGCACUGGAUAAAACAGAUCAUUUUGAAGAUUUAUUGACAUGUACCAUCUGUUUAGAGGUCUUUACAGGGCCUAAAUAUUUACCCUGUCUCCACACGUUCUGCAAGACAUGCAUUAACACUUACAUUCUAUCAACCGUGGGGAAGGAGAAAACUAAAACGACCUUUAAGUGUCCGAUUUGUCGACAGAAUGUUUUGAUGGGAGAGUCAACAGGUAAUCCGGAGACCUGGGCCGAAAAACUACCAGGUAAUCAUUUCGUUGCUUCAUUGAUGGAUAGACAAGCAAUAAGACGAAGCGAAAAAAUAUGCGACUCUUGUAAAGCGAACAAUAAAUCUAAAAAAGCGUUAUCUUGGUGUAUUGUAUGCGAAGAGGCGUUUUGUGAAUCUUGUGAACAAUGUCACAAAACUUUUAAGAUGAGUGCAAAACACCCGUUAUUAUCACUGAAGGACAUUGCAAGUAACAGAGAAACGACAAUCGCGUCUUCGUUAAUUUAUUGCGUAGAACAUUCAGGGGAAGUAAUUAAGGCUUACUGUGUUGAUCAUUCUAAACCAUUAUGUACAUUAUGUGCCACUUUAUCGCACAGAAAAUGCGAAGAUGUCAUAACAAUCGAGAAGGCGGCUUCAGGAAUAAAAAAAUCACCGAAAACAAUGGAAUUGUCAUCAGAACUUAAAGAAACGAGCAAACAGCUGUCUGAUUUGAUAAAAAACAGGAAAAACCAUUUGACCGAUUUCGAAAAAGAGGCUGAAGCUAUUCUUAUCAAAGUCAGUAUCAUAAAGGAUAAUAUUUCUAAACACCUAAACAAAAUUGAAACCCAAAUAAAGGGGGAAAUAAUCAAAUCCAAGAAAGAAGAAGUUCUGAAACUAUCUGAAGAGUCAUCAGAUAUUGAAAAUUUGAAGAAUAAGAUUGACAAUUGGAUUGCUUUAUUUGAUACCUGUUUACAACAUGGGUCUGAACAGCAGUGUUUACUGGAAAUUGAUAAAAUUAACGAAAAUAAGGUAAAAUUUGGUGAUGCAUGUAUCAAAGGUAUAAGCGAAAUAAAGAAUAUUUCUAUGCUUCUAAAGGCAAAUGACAUAGCAGAAAAUUUUGAAAAAAGAGUCGAAGUUAUUGGGGUUGUUGAACUAGUUAAAACCCAUCCAAGUUGUCCAAAAUUAUCGUUCGGAAAAACCGUAGAUUUUCACACGGGGAAAAUAAAAGUAAUAAAAGUUAUUGAACUUACUGGUUAUUCCGUCUUUGUUAGUGGUCUUUUUAUGAAAAAUGAAUUCAUCUUUACGCACAGUCAUUUAUAUAAAGUCUUGAAAUAUAAUCACAACGGCAGCUGUCUCGCAGAACUAACAUUACCGAAGAAACCUUGCGAUAUAGCUCAAAUGACUGACACGAUGGCUGCUGUGUCAACAGAAGGAUAUACAUUGUUUAUUGUCGAUAUCCAGAAAAUGACACAUUGCCGUAAAAUUGACAAUACAUAUCCAGUUCAUGGAUUCUGUCAUGUAAACGGUGAAUUUAUUCUUGCAUAUAACAGUACUUUAACAUGGAUUAACGCUUCCACAGGGGUAAAAAAUGAACAAGUUACAACAAACGGGGACACUUAUUUUGUAUAUGGAAACAACCGUCAUGAUUACAUCUGUGCUGAUGGGACGUCGGUAGUGUCCAGAAUGCUAAAUAAUAGAAAAGCCUUUAUUUACACAAAAGAUAAACCUUCAAGUUCGAGAGGUAUAGACAUUGACUAUGAUGGGAAUGUGUAUCUAUGCGAAUAUUCUACAGGACAUAUACACCAACUUACUACAGAUGGCAAACUGGUAAAAAUUAUUCUAGCCGAUAGUAUUGGAAUAAAACAACCGUGGGGAAUACGUUUUAAGAAAGACAGCAACCAGUUCUUUGUCACAUGCUAUCAAACAGGGAAAGUUGUCGUGUGCGAAAUAGUUUGAAGAUUGCAGUGUAAUGUAUACUUCAGUAGAGUUAUUCUGUUCUAUAAUGUAGUUUUGUAGAUAGAUUCUAAUAAUUGAGUAAGUAAGACAAUUAUUUAUUAAAGCUGAUUCAUGUAAAUGUCAGAAAAGAAUAUUUUAAAAAGGAUCAGUAUAUAUAUGUAGAAUGUGUACACUUUUAAUGUGUCAGGAGGGAGGAUACAAAAUAGUGAUUAGAUCUUUGAACACAUUUAUUUCCAUGUAAAUAAUAAAUGAUGUAGGUUAUACGUCGUUAAAAAACACACCCCAUUGACACAAAAUCUAGAAGUCACUAUGCCGUUUUAUACAAUAGACAGAUAUACAUGACAGAUGUAGAUGGCAUCUUUGACUGACUUCUCCAAUUGUAAAGUUUUAGGCUUCCAUUUUUAGUUACGAGUUUUCAACAAAAGUGACGGAAUGUAACACCAUAUUUAGUCCACAAAAUUGGAAUAGAAUAUUUAUAUGCGAGUUCUCAUAAUUGCAAUGUACAUUCAAUCGCAUUUUUAGAUAACACAAAAAAUAAUUACAUUCUAAAUAUUAGUAUUGUUUUUUUGUCUGGUCAUUUAGUCUUUUCAUCUUUUCUUGCACAUACAAUUUGAUAUUGUUCUUAUUUUUGUUUUCUUCCUGUGUUUUAUUUUUUAAAUUGUGUUUUUUUGUUUCCCGGCUAUUAACCUUACGUAUCCGAACACUUUUUUUAAUGAGUAUUGUCUAUCCUAAAAUGAUAUAUUUGUUAUCGCUACACAUUUUAAACCGUUAAAGUUAUCGACAUCUUUUUGAACUUAUUGUUCUUGACAUCUUCAAAAUUGUUCAAUCAAUGUCGAACAAAGUUAUACGAUAACUUAUUAUUAGAGUUAUUUAUCUUUCUGUACUCAUUAACCGCUAGCCAAUGAGAACUAGGAAAUUGAAAUUAAGGUGAAAGGUCAACGUCAUAUUUCAGAUUUGUCCUUCGCUUGUUAUCUCGUUACUCCACAGAAACCGAAACAGUUACAUAUACAAGUUUUUUGUCAUGUUUAAGUUGCUACAUAACUGAUGAUUCAAAAUGAUCUCGUGAUUUCUUAUAGAAAUUUUUCUCCUUUUAGAAGUUUAAAGUUUGCUGAAUCAUAAACUAUGCAUAUUAGGCUUAGGUUCUUUCUUUCUUUGAAUCAAUGACAUUUGACGUAAAUUUUGUUCAAGGCUAAAUAUAAAGUUGACAUUGUAGGUUUCGUGUUUGCUUGCUAGUUCUUCUCCUUUGAAAUCGUUAAAAUAGACAAAGAAUGAAAUGCAGAUGGUUCAUGUCAGCAUAAUAUUUUUGAUUUUAUUUGGUGUAUUAAUUUAAUUUUUCCUGUACCAGUCUAGAGUUGAUACACGACUAAUUGGCAUGCGUCAUACCUCAUAUCCAAGGGUUAUUGGAUCUAUAUGAUGUACUAUUGACCCGAGAAGAAUGUAUUGCACGAGUUUGCGCGUGAAAUAUGAUAUGAAUGACAAUGCAAUGUUAAUUUUGCGCAAUUAGCCUUUUAUAUACAUGUAUAAUACCAAAUAGUUUUAUAUAGUUACACCAUUACAAUGUGAUUUUUAAGAAGCAUUUUCGUAGGUACCCUAUUUAAUUCGUCUUAACUGGUUUGAAUCACUAGCGGUGGUAUAUAAUACCUCUCGUUAAUGCAUGUUUUCUGUCGGUUGUUUACAAGAUCAGUAUCGUUUUUUAACGAUCUGUCCUUGAACCUAUCGCAAGUUAAUGGUUGAGUUAGUGUUAAAACGUCGAUUGGAAUCAGUUUUUAGGUAUUCUAUCAAAAAAUGAAAUCUACUCCGUUUCUACAGUGUAGGAUGGCAUGAUUAUGCUUAUCGUCAGGUAAAUCUCAUUGAAUUUGCUUUCAGUCACAUUGAGCUUCUUUUGGUACGGUAUUGUCUAUUAUUUAUUGUUUUUGUUAUUUUAUUUUCAUGCUUGAUGUGCUUUUUCUUCACUGAUUGUUAUUGUAAGUUCUGUUAUGUACUUUUGUUAUAUAACUGAUCGAAAUUGAAAAGGGGGUGGGUUGAAGUAUAAAGACAAUUUUAUUUUUUAAUCGUUUUGUAUUUUUUGUAAUUCGGUGUUGAAUCAAAAUUGAAAAAAAAAUGAAAAGCCGACGACUAUUUUUGAAGACCUCUAACUGUCUUUUAUGUAUUUUGAAGUUGGGUAUCAAUCUCAUUGACUACAAAUCUUCUUUUUAUUAUAGUCAAGAUAUUGCCUAAAUUGUACGUUUUCGUAUAUUUGUGUUCUUUCUUUAUUUUCAUACUAUUAUCAACAUUUGACAUUAUUAAAAACGUUUGUAGUA
Molecule: messenger RNA, 4229 nt
Organism: Mytilus californianus (California mussel)
Lineage: Eukaryota; Metazoa; Mollusca; Bivalvia; Mytilida; Mytilidae
Exons: 1
Coding region: 1-1929 (642 amino acids)
Biological process (GO): positive regulation of DNA-templated transcription
Cellular component (GO): nucleoplasm; chromatin
Molecular function (GO): zinc ion binding; ubiquitin-protein transferase activity
Source: RefSeq, a predicted model, not a curated record